Messenger RNA from Symbiodinium pilosum, 1836 nucleotides. The record is from the annotation of a GenBank genome assembly. NCBI's taxonomy places the organism in Eukaryota, Dinophyceae, Suessiales, Symbiodiniaceae.
AUGAGUGGCCGCAAACGGCUGAGCGUGCAGAUUGUACCUGGUCCAGAUUCAGAUGAGGCACCAGAAGCGCCUCAAUCCUCCGAGCUCGAAGCGCAGAGGUCGCCAAAGAAUGCAGAGGGGGCCUCCACUCCUCGCAGCCCUGAUGGUCGAUCACCAGGAGGCAAUGCGUCACGCACCAGAAGCCGUGGACUCGACGAGAAUCUGGCGACAGUGAUCUCACGCAAGUCCGCCUUCGCUGGGAAGCCCCACUUUCACAGGUAUUCUCUAUUCGCGUCGCUGUUUGACAUCAGAGCUGCGGUGCCAGCUGAUGAGGUUCCGCGAUUGUUGGACCGCAAGGGAACGAAAGCGACAGUUACCUCGGAUUCAACCCAAUGCUUCUGGACACAUCGCUGCAAGAAGCGACUUGUGGGCUGUGGCCGGGCGCUGGUGAGAUCUGAGUCUCGAGUACAUCCAUUGUGCUUUUUUAGUCUGCUGGUUGGUCCCUUUGCAUUAUCGUUCGAGUCCGAAUGCGCGGAAGCUGAACGGCCGCUGAUGUUCUGGGGCAAGCUGCUACACCUUGCAGCUGAGCUGACACAGCAGGCGUGGAUCCUUAUACCGGCCAAGGGCUUUCGAUUACUGGUGCCACCAGACGAGCCGGUGGUCUCAAACUUUUGGAGAGACAGCAUCACGCUGGGAAUGUGGCUGUUUGUGAUGAUCCAUCUGUUCUCGAGCCUGCUGAGCAUCGUCUCGGUGAUGCAUGUGCAGAACGGCAGGGAAGAUGCAUGGGCAUUUGAAACCCUGCGCGGCAGUGGAGGAAGCAUUGGUUGCCGAAGAUUCUACAUGUUUUCCUGGUACUAUACAACAACUACAGUGACAUCCAUCGGGUAUGGUGACGUCACACCUGGAAAUGCGGAUGAGAGGCUGGUGGCAUCCGUGGUCAUGAUUUUAAGCCAGCUUUAUUUUGCAAAGGUGUUUGCUGAUCUGACGUUUUUGACGUCCAUGUACAAUCAAUGGACGCUUCAACGUCAUCAACGAAUGACGCAGACCAGAUCAGCGCUGGAAAGCAUGAAUAUCCCAAAGCAGUUGAUUCAGCGAGUGCAGGCCUGUCAGACAUACGUCUGGGAUGUUCAGAAAGAGCGGCGCGCAAAAAAUUGCUUCGAAGACUUGACGACCCAGCUGCAGGAGGAGGUCAAGCUAGUUCUCUACUCUCGCUUGGUCAUCCAAGUCCCAUUCUUGCAAAUGGUCGAUGCAAGGGCGCUGAGAUUUCUUAUUAGCCGCCUUUCCGAUCAGGUCUUCUUGCCUGCUGACUUCAUCAUAUGUCGUGGAGAAAUUGGCAGCGAGAUGUUUUUCCUGAGGGAAGGUUGCGCUGGGGUUUUCACUUGUGUUCGUGCACCACACUGGGAUGAUGAGGAAAUCAAGCGCGUCGAGAAAGGAAGCCAUUUCGGUGAGAUAGCUUUGCUCACAGGUCAGUUGCGCACUGCGUGGAUCAUGGCCCGCGCCUACUGCCUAACAUCAGUCCUUCAAGCGAGUGCAAUAGAUCACCUCAUGGCCCAAGACCCUACGUCUAUCUGCACGCUGAUCAAGAACUUCCAAGAUAUGCUCAAGCUGAAAGCUUCAUUGACAUGGAAUGAUAUCAAACAAAGAUUAGACCGGGAGUUUGAUCCAGAUGACGUUCUACGACAAGAUCUGUAUGAUUUUGUAUGUAGCGGCGAUGAUGGUCUUGCUCCAGCAGGCCGUGCCGAUCUUGCCCUCGGCAUGCUGGAAGCAUUAGCCUUGGUCUUGUCAAGUGGAAGAGAUCUGCGCAUGCAGAGGGAUGUCAGAGACGAAUUGAAUAGGCCAGCAGGCAACAAAAGCUAG